Molecule: messenger RNA, 546 nt
Organism: Lycium barbarum (goji berry)
Lineage: Eukaryota; Viridiplantae; Streptophyta; Magnoliopsida; Solanales; Solanaceae
Exons: 1
Coding region: 1-546 (181 amino acids)
Source: RefSeq, a predicted model, not a curated record
AUGGCUCCAUAUGAAGCACUUUAUGGGUGGUGUUGUAGAUCUCCAAUUUUGUGGUAUGAACCUAAUGAAGUAGAAGUAUUGGGUUCUGACUCAGUUCACGAAGCAAUAGAGAAGGUGAACCUCAUUGUGCAACAACUCAAGACAGCUCAGAGUAAACAAAAGUCUUAUACGGACAUGAGGCGUCGUGAGCUAGAGUUUUAUGUUGGUGACAAGGUAUUCUUGAAAGUGUCACCGAUGAAGGGAGUAAUGUGGAUUAGUAGAAAGGGCAAGCUUAGUCCUCGUUUCAUUGGUCCUUAUGAGAUUGUCAGGAGAAUUGAGAGGGUGGCUUAUGAGUCGAAGUUACCCUCUGAGAUGGCGAUUAUGCAUCCUGUGUUUCACAUUUCGAUGUUGAGGUUGUAUAAACCUGAUCCUUCUUAUGUCUUGACUCAUGAAGAGAUUGAAAUCAAUGAAGGGUUGUCUUAUGAAGAAGAAUCGGUGCAGAUCAUGGAUCGACAAGUUAGGAAGUUGAGAACAAAAGAUGUAGCUUCAGUUAAAGUCCUGUGGUGA